AUGGCAGAAAGAAAGAUCACUUUCAUUAAAGACUUGGACAAUAUGAAGGAUGAUUACACACUAAAAGUGUCUAUCAUCCGGCUGUGGAAAUCGCUUUCAGAUGAUAUUAUUGGUGAAGUUGUUUCAUUAGGAAAGUUUGAUUCCCAUGAUGUCAGCAAAUCUCUACAUAGGCUGCCUUUACAAAUCAGAAACUUAGAAGGUUUGCAGGUUAACGUUACAUUGUUUGGAGAUAUUGCAUACCAGUUAAUUUCUUAUCUUGAAGCUCAUAAACAAGUUGGUCGUGUGAUUGUCCUUUUGCAAUUUGCAAGAAUUAAUGUCUAUAACGCAACACCUUCUAUUAACAGUUAUUAUGAACAAACACGGAUGUUCAUAAAUGCUAAUCUUCCCGAAAUUGUUACCUUCACAGAUAGAUUACGAGGACUUCAAAACCCUUCUACUUCUUUGACUGUUGAAAGCUCUAAAUCAUAUUCGGAAUCUGAUGACUUUUUGAAUAAUUACAAAGUUAAAAAUGUUGUCGAUUUGAUAGAACCACAAGAGGUUGGCCAAUAUAUCAUUGUCGGGACCAUUUAUGGUAUUCGCCAAGAUAUUGAUUGGUAUAAAAUACCUAUUCAUGUGCAAGAUGAUUCUGGAACAAUCACUCUAACUCUCUUUGAUAGAGAUGCUUAUAGACUUGUCAAAAAACGCGCACGUGAUCUUAUAGAUCAAAUCAAACAGGCUGGGGAUAAUCCAAGAUUAUAUCCUUAUGACCUCAAAUGUCUGGAGCAUAAAAAGAUGGCUUUUAAGAUAGAUGUUAAUAGUUUUAACGUAUCCAAUAACUACAAUCGGUUUGGGAUACUUGGCUAUACGGUUGAUAGUAACGUUAUCGAUGUUUUGGAAAAAAAGUUAGCUGUCGAGACAGGUAGUCCUGCAAAUGAUGAUGAUACAGAAAUCGCAUCUCAUGAAGUAUCCCACGAAACGAAGUCAUUAAAGGAUGCGAUAUCGCAAACAGGUGAUAAUUUGACCCCAACAAUGCCUGACAAAUUUGAAGCUACAAGUCUGUUCAAGUAUAAUUCCCCAACAAUAGUAAAAAAACGAAAUGUUGGAGAUACCAUUGAUGUUGAUGAUUAUGAUAAUGUGAAUUCGUCCACCAAGGUCCCUCGAUUGAAUUCCAAAGUUGAUGGCAACACAGGUCUAUUAAUACCAAAGCUUGAAAAGUAA
Molecule: messenger RNA, 1197 nt
Organism: Lactuca saligna
Lineage: Eukaryota; Viridiplantae; Streptophyta; Magnoliopsida; Asterales; Asteraceae
Source: the annotation of a GenBank genome assembly